AUGGCUGGAGAUACAGUGGUUCAAUUGUUUGCCUUAUGUGCUACCUCUUCAUUCUUUUACAUAUCUCAAACUCUUGAACGCCAUUCUCUAACAGAAAGUCCGAGACUAUCAUCAUUUCUUGUAUUUAUGCUCUCCGGAAUAGCAUGCUAUGGAGUCAGUUGUAUAACCAAGUGGUUUCCUGGCGCAGACGGACGCUUCACAACACGUCGCCAGGGUUCUUUACUUGACGGUGCACAUGAUGCUCGAAGGGGGCAGAACACACAUCUUCCUGGAAGGCCGAGAAGACUGUCCCUUCCAAUGCUUGUAUUAUGUAUUGUAUUGAGAUUGGAAAUUUUUCAUCGCGUCAACUAUCAGCAACAAUGUGCAACUCCUGGCCUCGAGUCUUUUCUACCACUACUCUUCUUCGCUUAUGAAAUCUUCACUUCUCGAAGGAAAUGGGGCUUUCCACCACCAGAAGACCCUGAUGACCCCUGGCGUUCAUGCUUUGAUGACUUGGUCGACUGGUUCAGUGGCCCAAGAGUUAUGCUCAGUAUGGCGGUGUCUAGUCUCGUGGUGUUUUCUACAGGCACAUACUACGCCACAGGCCGCAUAACACGCUCCACGUACUAUUGCUUUGAACUACUCGAGAGCAAGCGGUCAACCCUUGCUUUGCAGUGUAUGGGACUUGUGCUUGAUGCCAUCAUCGUGAUUCUUCUUUGGCGCUUGCUCGCUUGGUCACGCACCGCGAAGCUGCGUUUACGAACUUUGGGUACAGUCUUGACCCUCUCUUCGAUAUCGAUGAGUCUUGUGUGGGUAGGGAGCAGGCUUUUCAGGGGAUCGUCUGUGCUUCACGCUGGGUUCGGCUUUCUCUACGGAUUUGAUAUCAUCGUCGACAGUGUUGCCUUUGCGGCACUCAUGAUCUCAGCUACGUUCUGGGUCUGCGAGACAUCACCACUUACACCAUCCGCUAUCAUCACUUUUCUGGUGGGAACAGCAAAGGCCUGUCAUAACAUCUUCCACUACGGUGAAUACCUUCACCCUACACGCCUUAAUGAGAUCACCCCACUUUACUUCAUUGCUUUCGGCAUGAUCAUCUUUACAUACACUCAUGGUAUUCAAUCUGUCAUCUUCAUCAGAAGAUUCGUUCUCAUGGCUCUUCUCGUUGGCCUUGUUGUGGGCACUACUGUGUUCAUUGCCAAGUCGGAUCCGCAGACUUUUAAGCGUCAUCCUGUCAAUGACUUCAUUUACAGAGCCAAUAUCAGGCAAGACCGUUGGAUGCAGGAAGCGAGCACAAGUGGGAGUCUUCCCAUUGCUCACAAGAUCUAUAAGGAACGACAUGAAGGACGGGAUCCUCCCCCGGCAUUUGCAGAUUGGUAUGACCUGGCUAAGGAUACUGUGGUCAUUGAUAAAUUCGAUCAGAUCGACCAAGAUUUGGCCCCCUUCCGAGCUAUCCCACCCAACAAGCUUCGGCAACGAGCUUCCAUUUUGUCUCAAAUGCCUGGCAUCCAUACUAUCGGUAUCAAGGACGGUAAUGCAUCGAGGCUACCUGAAGUCACUGGCCAUGAUGCCAAGGUGCUGGACGGCCUCGUCUUAACCAUCAACAAGUUUGCUAAAUUUCUCCCUGACAUGCUCUUUCCCGUUAACCUGGGAAUUACACCACGGAUUCUUCCAUCAUGGGAGACAGCGAAUGGGCACAACAGGGCUGACCUGACCCCAAUCGUCAAUCUGAUAUCGAAGAGGGCAGCCAAAGAAGAUGACGCAGACCAGGUUGAGGAGGCCAGAUCUGCAGAGACUCCUGUGGCCGCUCCUUUGCCAGCGCUGCCGGAUCAUCCCCAAAUCAAGAAGCCCUCCUUGAUAAGCCCAGCCAACUAUCGCCAGAUGCAGGUUGAAGCAUGCCCCCCCGGCUCACGAACUCGAACCAACCCGCACUGGAACAUUGGAGAAUUUUGCGCCGAUUGUGUACGAAGGCACUCGAAAGCGCAACUCAUGGUCAACUGGGAACGAUCACUUCAGUACUGCUUCCAGCCUGAUCUCAAGUACCUCCAUGGUAUGUCUCUCUCGAGUCCUCAUGCGGAACCAAUCAGGGACCUUUUGCCAUUAUUUGGGUUCUCCAAGUCGGAACCGUUCAAUGACAUCCUAAUACCUCCUCCACAGGAAGAUGACGACAGACUUGACAUAGGCUGGAACUUUGACCGUCGCUACGACGCCAUGUUUUGGCGUGGUCAAACUGACAAUGGCGUUAUUUCAGACCAGGCCUUGCGUGGCAAUCACAAAUUUCGGCUCCUUCAUAUGCUGGGAAAUCAAAAUCCCGAUGACAAGGUAUCAAUGGUUCUUCCGACGGCAAAAGACCCAUCAGUAUAUCGACAUGAAAAGGUACCAAUUACGGAAGCAAAUCUUGUCCUCCCAUCGAGUGUCGGCAUGAACAAUUACACAGGCUGUAUGGGUCCCAAUUGUGAGCUUCUUCAUCAGACUUAUCCCAUCGUCAACGAGGCUCAGGACCAGGAGCCCCUCGAAUACCGCUAUAUCCUCCUCUUGGACAAGGACUACGGGCCGUCACCCGACCUUCUCCGCGUGCUCCGCUCAAAGAGCGUACCUUUUAUCUCCACCAUCUUCCGUACGUGGUAUAGCGAUCGCCUGAUUCCCUGGCUACAUUUCGUGCCCAUCGAUACGCGUUAUCAGGGUUUGCACACCACCCUGACAUACUUUACUGGUACACAGAAGAAAGCAUACCUCAACGGGCGCGAUACUGACAUGAAGGGGCUGGCCAAGGAUGGGGCCUGGAUUGCACAGCAGGGUGCCAAGUGGGCAAACCAAGCGUUAGGAGAAAAGGAUAAAGAAGUCUACCUCUUCAGACUACUGCUUGAAUGGGCGAGGUUGGUUGAUGACAAACGUGAUGAGAUCGGGACAAGUAAGAAUGAUAAGGGCGAGCUUGUGAGCUCUCCAUGGACAAAGAAUCAGAAGUGGUGA
Messenger RNA from Fusarium mangiferae, 2946 nucleotides. RefSeq lists its product as uncharacterized. The record is from RefSeq and is a predicted model, not a curated record. The transcript has 4 exons. Lineage: Eukaryota; Fungi; Ascomycota; Sordariomycetes; Hypocreales; Nectriaceae. The coding region runs from base 1 to 2946 and encodes 981 amino acids.